AAUACAAUGAGCAUGCAAGCAAAGAGCCAUGAAUUUAGCUUUAUCACUUGAUUUCACCUCUUGACACUAUUUACAGCUGUUUUCUGUUUGUACAUGCUGUCUUUUCCAGUACCACGCUGAGUAUUGUUAUCCCGAUAGUUCUUUCGUAUCAGUCCGUGUGUAUUCCUGGGCGAAUGUGCUCGUGUGGUCUCAGGAGUUGCGGAGGUCACGGCUCUGGGACAGCCAUUUCAUCGCCCAAUGCUGCAGGAAAAAAGCAAUGAAAGUGCCGUUAAUGUUUUGCACGGCGAGCUGCUGAACACUAACCGGUCUCACACCAUUACCAUCACCUUGCCCUUGUGAAGGCACAUAUGGAUAAGGUUCUCAAAGCUGAUAGAAGAUUGAAACCACUCUCGUCCUGUGACGAUGAACCUACCCCGGAAGAGAGAGCCCAGAGAAUUGCCAAAGCUGUCCGCAAACAGUCAACAGAAGUGAAGGAAAAUUGGGAGCAAUUGAAAACCCGUGCGAGCAACUGGCAGAAACAGGUGGAAAAGGCGUUGGAGAAACUUCAAGAAGUGCAGAAAGCUCUGGAUGAUCUUGAGGCUCAUGUGAUAACAGCUGAGGGGGUCCACACUGAUUGGCAACCUGUGGGUGACCUGCUUAUUGACUCAUUGCAGGAUCACAUUGAUAAAACCACACAGCUUUCCUGGAGCAAGUCUGUUUUCCUUCGGAUGAGACGACUUUCAGACAUACUCCCUUUAUUAUGAGAUUUAAUUGCGGUAAAAUGAGGAGGAUUUUUAUUCACUGAGACACACAUGACUAUAUGUUUACAACAUUGGAAAAUGCAUUCUGUUCGGACUGUCAUGUUAGCUGGUGUUUGUACCAGGCUUUCCGAUUAAAUGCAAGUGAUUAAGGAUGCUAAUGAUGCCACAUGUUAUUACAAGAGGAAAUGAACAUACAAGUAAGGAUUUUAUGCCACAUUUAUACAUAGCAUGGACCAUGCAGCAUGGAUGCAGUGACUGAGUGAAAUGGGAUGCAGUGACUGAGUGAAAUGGGAUGCAGUGACUGAGUGAAAUGGGAUGCAGUGACUGAGUGAAAUGGGAUGCAGUGACUGAGUGAAAUGGGAUGCAGUGACUGAGUGAAAUGGGAUGCAGUGACUGAGUGAAAUGGGAUGCAGUGACUGAGUGAAAUGGGAUGCAGUGACUGAGUGAAAUGGGAUGCAGUGACUGAGGGAAAUGGGAUGCAGUGACUGAGGGAAAUGCACACAGCGAAUUGCCCCCUCCAUCCUGACCCGCUCACAGCGACUUGCCCCUCCAGUCCAGACCCACGCACAGUGACUAGCCCCUGCAGUCCUGACCCGCUCACAGCGACUUUCCCCCUCACUCCUGACCCGCUCACAGUGACUAGACCCUGCAGUCCUGACCUGCUCACAGCAACUUCUCUCUGCAGACCUGACCCACUCACAGCGAAUUACCCCUGCAGUCCUGACCCGCACAUUGCGACUUGCCCCUGCAGUCCUGACCCCCUCACAGUGACUCGCCCCUUCAGUCCUGUCCCAAUCACAAGGACUUGCCCUCUCCGUCCUUACCCGCUCACGGUGACUUACCCCUGCAGUCCUGACCCCCUCACAGUGACCUGCCCCCUCACUCCUGACCCGCUCUACAUUGAGGAAACCAAGCAGAGGCUUGGGGACCGCUUUGCAGAACACCUCCACUCGGUUCGCAACAAACAACUGCACUUCCCAGUUGCGAACCAUUUUAACUCCCCCUCCCAUUCCUUCGACAACAUGUCCAUCAUGGGCCUCCUGCAGUGCCACAAUAAUGCCACCCGAAGGUUGCAAGAACAGCAACUCAUAAUCCGCUUGGGAACCCUGCAACCCAAUGGUAUCAAUGUGGACUUCACCAGCUUCAAAAUCUCCCCUUCCCCAACUGCAUCCCAAAACCAGCCCAGUUCUUCCCCUCCCAUUACUGCAUCACAAAACCAGCCCAGCUGUUCCCUUCCCCCGACUGCAUCCCAAAACCAGCCCAGCCUGUCUCCGCCUCCCUAACAUGUUGUUCCUCUCACCCAUCCCUUCCUCCCACCUCAAGCCACACCUCCAUUUCCUACCUACCACCUCAUCCUGCCUCCUUGACCUGUCCGUCUUCCCUGGACUGACCUAUCCCCUCCCUACCUCCUCACCUGUACUCUCCUCUCUACCUAUCUUGUUUUCUCUCCAUCUUCGGUCCGCAUCCCCCCCCCUCCCUAUUUAUUCCAGUUCCCUCUCCCAUCCCCCUCUCUGAUGAAGGGUCUAGGCCCGAAAUGUCAGCUUUUGUGCUCCUGAGAUGCUGCUUGGCCUGCUGUGUUCAUCCAGCUCCACACUUUGUUAUCUUGGAUUCUCCAGCAUCUGCAGUUCCCAUAAUCAGUGGCAUUUUCCUCUUCAUCAAAGUUUGUGCAAAAGCAACCCGAUAUGGGGGGGCACGGUGGCUCAGCGGUUAGCACUGCAGCCUCACAGCACUGGGGACCCAGGUUCAAUUCCAGCCUCAGGCAACUGUCUGUGUGGAAUUUGCACCUUGUCCCUGUGUCUGCGUGGGUUUCCUCCAGGUGCUCCGGUCUCCUCCCACAGUCCAAAGAUGUGCACGCUAGGUGGAUUGGCCAUGCUAAAUUGCCCAUAGUGUUCAGGGGCGUGGGUCUGGGUGGGAUGCUCCAAGGUUUGGUGUGCACUUGUUGGGCCAAAGGGCCUGUUUCCACACUGUAGGGAAUCUAAACAAUCCUGUUCCCACAUCUCCAUGUUAUAACCCUGCUGAUCACUGCACACAGAGAUGUUUGAUAACAAAAGAAUAACAAUAAUAUUCAAACCCAGUGCUGGAGAUGUAUUUUAAAUACACUGAGGCCAGUGUCGAUCUCCAAUUCAACUUUUAUUUACAAAUGAACUGUCUUCAACUUUAGCACUGCCUCAUUCAGAGAUAGUUGCCAGGGUGUCAGAAUCUCUGACCCUCACACUUCUUAUCUGUCAGCCAGGGCUCCCUGAUUUGGGCUGUUAAUAUGGAACAAUCAGGCAACUCAUAUUCUGUGAGGUUCAACUGGCCGACCUGGUCACAAACCAGUGCGGUGUGUUCAUCGAAAAUCAAACGUACUAGAAAGAUACCAUUCCAUACCAGUGUAAAGGAAGGCAUGAGGCUAAACUGGGGAGGGAAAGGAACUGCUUAUUGGGGGUGGCCCAGAGAGUGGAAGAAAAUCGAAUGGGAAGAAGACCAUUUGCGACUGAGGGAGAGAGAUGUAAUUGCCUGAAUGAGGCAUUCCAAUUGCAAAAUGGAUUUUUGUGGGAACACCAUGUUCAGUUUCCUCGAUCUUAAUCUGUACUCCUCUUUAAAUCAUUAGUAUCUGAAAUUUCUGUAUCAUUUCCAAAUGUUCUGUCUCUAAUGUUAUGCUGUUGGAAUUGGUUGAACUGCAGAGAUAUCAUUUAUUUGCACAAAUGUGUUCAGUGAAAUGAGUUGCAUGCUAUAUAUGUAUUAUUCUUCCUGAUUCUAUUGUACGCAUACAAAUUAAAGUUAG
This is a messenger RNA of Stegostoma tigrinum, 3507 nucleotides long. RefSeq names its product utrophin-like. Bases 348 to 743 code for a protein of 131 amino acids. The transcript is spliced from 4 exons. Gene Ontology annotation, cellular component: plasma membrane. Gene Ontology annotation, biological process: synaptic signaling. The record is from RefSeq and is a predicted model, not a curated record. Lineage: Eukaryota; Metazoa; Chordata; Chondrichthyes; Orectolobiformes; Stegostomatidae.